Messenger RNA from Labrus mixtus (cuckoo wrasse), 3786 nucleotides. It is a transcript of the gene morc3a, whose product is annotated as MORC family CW-type zinc finger 3a. Gene Ontology annotation, cellular component: nucleus; PML body. NCBI's taxonomy places the organism in Eukaryota, Metazoa, Chordata, Actinopteri, Labriformes, Labridae. The transcript has 19 exons. The coding region runs from base 25 to 3183 and encodes 1052 amino acids. Gene Ontology annotation, molecular function: zinc ion binding; ATP hydrolysis activity. The record is from RefSeq and is a predicted model, not a curated record.
CCAUCCGCUGUUAUUACGGAAAAUAUGGCGGCGAAGGCAGAGCGCGGAGUCCCGCUCAGUACGCUCUGUCCCAAGUUUCUUCACACCAAUUCCACCAGCCACACCUGGCCCUUCAGUGCCAUCGCCGAGCUUAUAGACAAUGCCUACGAUCCAGAUGUUAAUGCCAAGAACUUCUGGAUUGAUAAAACUGUGGUUCAAGAACAAGACUGCCUCAGCUUUAUGGAUAGUGGAAAUGGACUGGACCUUGAAACCAUGCACAAGAUGCUCAGCUUUGGUUAUAGUGACAAGACUGCGAUAAAAGGUGUGAAGCCGAUUGGUAUGUAUGGAAACGGGUUCAAGUCUGGAGCCAUGCGUCUCGGCAAAGACGCCAUCGUCUUCUCCAAAUCGAAGACCACCUCCUGCGUCGGGAUGCUCUCUCAGUCCUACCUGAAAGAGAUCGACGCCAAGCAAAUCGUUGUUCCUAUUGUCUGCUUUGAACAGAGUCAGACGAGCAAGUUCAGUGUCAGAGAGAAGCAGCAGGCCAGCCUGAAGGACAUCCUGACGUACUCCCCCUUCAGGACUCAGGAAGAGCUGCUGAAAGAGAUCAAAACCAUCAGUUCCUCUUUUCCUGACAGUAAAACGGGCACACGGAUCAUCAUCUGGAAUCUCCGCAGGACGCCUACGAGAACAACAGAGUUUGAUUUUUUGACGGAUCGUUACGAUAUCCGAAUUCCAUCCGAUGUCUACGAGGAGAUGAGUGAAAGUGAUCAUCAGCCCGGCCGGGUCCCGUCACACAUCCCUGAGAGCUGCUAUUCGCUUCGGGCAUAUUGCAGUAUUCUCUACCUGAAGCCUCGGAUGCAGAUCAUCAUACGUGGUCAAAAGGUGAAAUCUCAGCUUGUUGCAAAGAGUCUGGCCUGGGUCAGAAAGGACGUCUACAAACCGACUUUCCUGAACAACAAACCCAUUCGUAUCACUUUUGGAUACAACACCAAAAGUAAAGACCAGUAUGGUGUCAUGAUGUAUCACAAGAACCGGCUCAUCAAAGCGUACGAGCGUGUGGGCUGCCAGAUAAAGGCCAACAACAAAGGUGUUGGAGUCAUCGGGGUCAUAGAGUGUGGUCAAUUUCUGGAACCUACCCACAACAAACAGAGCUUCAAUGAGACAGAUCAGUACAGGAAAACUAUGACAAAUUUGGGGAUCAAACUGGAGGAGUACUGGAAAGAAAUCCGCUACAGGAGACAAACUGAGGAUCCAAAUAACAACAUACCCUUAGAAGAUGCAACGAAGCGACCGGAUCAAAACUGGGCGCAGUGUGAUACGUGUUUGAACUGGCGCAAACUACCUGAUGGGAUUGAAGUCAGCAAACUACCAGAGAAAUGGUUCUGCCAUUUAAACCCUGAUCCUGCGUUCAGGAGCUGCGAAAAGGCAGAGGAGCGCGAGGACUCUGAUGAUGAUCAACCUGCAUACCACAAGACUUAUAAACAACAAGAGAAAGUUCUCAAACAGAGGGAAGAGAGAGAAGAGAGGAGAAGAAGAAUGGAGAAGGUGCAGCUAGAGCGUCAGUGUUUGGCUGAACUGGCCAAGCAGAACCAGGCUCUCAAACGACAGAGUGAAGACCUGCAGAGGGAGCUACAGCUCAGAAACACAACUGCAAAUUCACCAUCUAAUAACACCAACACAAGGAAGAGGGUAAACAUGGAUUCACCUCGAGGAGGUGCAGCAACUGCUAAAUCCAUUCUUCUGACUGUCUCACAAGCUGCUUGCAGCUCGCCCGGUCUUCCAGUUAUUUCUAGCGUAUGUUCACUGUCACCUGACCUCCUGAGUAAAAAAAGAACACAGCCUGCUCCUCCACCAACGACGCCCAAAAGACCUAGAGUCAACGGCUUCCACACGGGCACCUCCAAUACGGCCACAUCCGGAGACGUGGGUCCACAAAGUUCCCCAUCUGUGUCCCUAAACGGUGACGACAAUGAAGACGGCAAUGAAACCGACGAUGACCUCUUCAUCUUGGAGACUUCCAGUACCCCAAAGCCAAAAAAGUCCAACUUUGAUUUGACGAAAGUGAAGACAGAGAAGGUGCAAAGUGACGCGAACGUCGGCAUGCUUUUGGAGUGCAGCGAUGAUGCUGUGAUGGAGACCAAUGACGCAGAAACGAGCUGUGCAGCGUCGAAAGCCGUCGGAGUUCCUGAACCUUUUGCCAGCAGCACAACUCAGACAGAGGUAUUCAAACUGAAGAAGGAGGAAGAGUCUCAAAGUCAAACUGAAGGGGAAGAGAGGGCGGCGCAGAGGACGGCAGAUUUAAAGGAAAAAGAAAAGAAGUGUGAGGAUGUAGACGUCGAUGUCUGCGAUACAAAGACACACUGUAUGGACAGUGAAGAAGCUGGACCUUCUUGUUCGGGGGCCCAGGACAAAGAUCACGCCCCGGCUAUGUAUCCGAGUAUAGUUGAGGUACAGGAACAGCAAGACCAGCUCCUGGGACUCAUGCAGUCUACAGCUGAGGAGAGGGACAAGUUCAAAGAUGAGGUCCACCAGCUGACCUGCCAGCUGCACGACAUGCAGAGCAGACUGCAGGAGCUCACUCAGAUCAAGAAGGAGUGUUCUCACCAGGCGAGCCAGACGGAGGACUUGGGCGAGGAGGGCUGCUAUAAGAGUCUGUUUGAGAAGGCCAAACAGAAAGUCGAUGAAUUGAUUAAAGACAAACCCGCUGAGAGCAAACCCAGCACCGCCAAAGUUGAAGAGAACGACAUGGAUGAAAUAGUGCUGCAGGUUGACAGUCUGCUCCGGGAACUGGAUCAGAGAAACAAGGAGAGGGAUGAACUACACUCGCAGGUGAAUCAUCUUGAGGAGGAAAGAGCAAUCAUGGCAUCUGAGUGUGAAGAGCUCCGGUUGAGCCUGCAGCAACAGAAGGAAGACGUUCAAGACAGACGCGUAUCUCCUCAGGGGACCAAUAACUCUUCUGUGAGGACACAUGCAGAGGACAACGGAGGAACAGAUUCAGGAUCAGAUGCAUCAAAAAGUUUGCUUGAACUUCGACACAACAUCGGGCGCAUUCUUAUCUCCUACGUGCCUGAUCUGGACCUGGGACAAGUGAAUUUUGAGUGUAAUGUCAUUGACGAGCUCUUGGAACAGGUGCUCUGUAAUAUGGAUUCCAUCGAGCGAGUGGGGCUGACCUACAGAUCCAGAUCAAUAAAUAAAACGUCAUAAGUUUUAAGGUCAUCAGGGGAAACAUCGAUAUUCUCCAACACCAUCAGAAUUCAAAUAACAGUUUUACUAUGAUUGUGUGAAAUUCAGUCAUAUUUAUUUGAAAUUAACAACAUGUUAAUAGUUUUUAUAUUUCUACACCUGUAAUUCAAUAUUUGCUACUUUUUUUCCUAAACUAAACAGGCAGGCAUCAUCAAUAAUUGAAUCAGACUAUGUACAUGAAUGUUUUUUUGUCAGUUUACUUCUCUCUUUAGGUUUCUGGUUUCCUUGCAUCUGUCAACUUAUGGAUAUUUGUGAAUCAGAUCAUGUUGACUCACUUAUGAACUUUGCGAAGGUUUCACAAACAAUUUUGCAUCUAGUUCUGUUAAUUUUUUUUUUUCUUUUUUUUUUUUUUUUACAAUGACAGCUGACUGUUUCUUUGGUUUGUUUUGCAGUAUGUUUUCUAUACCAACUAUUUUUGUAUAUUUACAGUAUAUAUCUCUGCUAUUGUAAUUAAGUGAUCUAUGGUAAGUUAUAGUUGUGCACCUUUGACAGCGCACACCUGGAAGCUGCAGCUGGCAGCUUAAUGUAUGUCUCUGGGUGAUACAAAAUAAACCUUAAAGCGUG